AUGGAAGAAAGUUCCAGCGUUCCUGAGAGUGAUAACUCCCGAGAGAGUUAUGUUGAGAGUGUGGAUCUCCAACCACCUGCGGAUGUGUUUUCCCAGGAAAUCACCGAGACAGUGAAUGUCUUGGUGAAUGACGGAUCAAGUGUAGGCGCUUAUACACUUGAUUUCGUGAUGCCCCCGAAGUCAGCUUCGGAGGUAGUCAAGUUGCCAACGCUAGAAUCUAAAAGAUUCUUGCGAGAUCUGCGUAGUGACAAGAUCAAGCAGAUCUGCGUACUCGUCACAGAGGACGAGUACGUCGCCGAUAUUCGGUCGGCACAAGUGUUUGCUGAGAACGAACGGGUUUUCAGUAGCUCAUCGAUGGACAAGAGUGUCCUCGAUGAGAAGACCCGGAUUGAGCGAUACACGUCUCAAUCUUGGGAGUCUCUAAAGACAAAUCCUUUGUAUAAGGAUUUGGUGGAAUUCAGGGAUGUUUUCCCGGAAUCCGUGCCAUGCGAGCUGUCCAAAGACAAAGGCACCCGGCAUGAGAUCAAGCUGAAACCUGGUUCAAAAUACUGUGCCAUGAAGCAAUGGCCACUGCCUCACGAACAGGUAACAGCGAUCGACAAUUUCUUUGCCGAUCGAUUAGCGGCUGGUCAUGUGAGGGAAUCAACAUCCCCACACAGCUCUCCGACCUUCUGUGUGCGAAAUUCCACAGGAAGGUGGCGGAUAGUGCACGCCUUUUGA
This is a messenger RNA of Peronospora matthiolae, 720 nucleotides long. The record is from the annotation of a GenBank genome assembly. Lineage: Eukaryota; Oomycota; Peronosporomycetes; Peronosporales; Peronosporaceae.